Messenger RNA from Limulus polyphemus (Atlantic horseshoe crab), 3468 nucleotides. It is a transcript of the gene PheRS-m, whose product is annotated as probable phenylalanine--tRNA ligase, mitochondrial. Bases 13 to 1362 code for a protein of 449 amino acids. Gene Ontology annotation, molecular function: ATP binding; tRNA binding; phenylalanine-tRNA ligase activity. Gene Ontology annotation, cellular component: mitochondrion; cytoplasm. Lineage: Eukaryota; Metazoa; Arthropoda; Merostomata; Xiphosura; Limulidae. The record is from RefSeq and is a predicted model, not a curated record. The transcript is spliced from 7 exons. Gene Ontology annotation, biological process: phenylalanyl-tRNA aminoacylation.
ACUGCUGGUUUUAUGAAUCGUUGUAGUUGUACGAUGAUAUGCACGAGAAUGACAGGAAACAUAAUGACUGUCUAUCAAGUUACACACUGUAUGUUGACCAGAACGUGUAGCCGGUAUGCAAGUUCUACCUGUUACCAGACUACAUCCAGUCUCUGUGAAAAGGCCAUUACAUUAAAUGGCACCGAGUACCCACGUGAUUGUUACACAAAUGUUAGUGACCGAAUACUGAAUUUGAUCGGAAAAAACCUGCACCAUAAACAGUAUCAUCCGCUGUGCUUACUGAAACAGAGAAUUGUUAAUUUUAUUUAUUCAAAGUUUGUGAACUCAAGAGGAAAUCCAAUUUUUUCCGUUCAUGAUAACUUGAAUCCUGUUGUGACACUGGAACAGAAUUUCGAUAAUCUGUUAGUGCCCCAUGACCAUCCUAGUAGAAGAUUAAGUGACAGUUAUUAUAUAAAUUCUAAGUUUAUGUUGCGAGCACACACCUCUGCACAUCAGCACGAUUUAAUAAAGUGUGGACUCGACAAUUUCUUAGUGUUUGGUGACGUGUAUCGACGAGACGAGAUUGACUCCACUCAUUACCCUGUCUUCCACCAGAUGGAGGGAGUGAGAUUGUGUGGAGUCUCUGAGUUUACUCAGAAGUACUUGACAGUUGAAAGAUGCUCCACCUACUGGUCUUCAUUUGAAACAAAGUCUUUAACUGAUGAUCUUCAGUUUGAAUGGAAACACAUUAUAACAGAUGAAUCAAUUUCAGUGGACAGACGUAUAUUUCUUGUUUUACUUUCAGAUUUCGAGUACCAGUGGACAGACACAUAUUUCCCAUUCACUCAUCCAUCUUGGGAACUAGAAAUUAAACACAAAAAUGAUUGGCUAGAAGUAUUGGGGUGUGGAAUUAUUGAGCAACGUAUAUUAGAAAAAGCUGGUGCAGGUCACAAGAUUGGAUGGGCUGCUGGACUAGGGCUCGAAAGACUGGCCAUGAAACUGUACGACAUUCCUGACAUUCGCCUUUUUUGGAGUACUGACAGUGGCUUUCUCGUCCAGUUUCACACAGACAACCCAGAUCGACAAAUUUCAUUCAAACCUUUCAGCCACUAUCCUCAGUGUAUCAACGAUAUCUCUUUCUGGAUUCCCGAGGAGUAUUCUUCGAAUGAUUUUUAUGACUUGGUGCGUUCUGUUGGAGGUGACAUCAUAGAGCAAGUGACUUUGGUGGACGUGUUUACUCACCCUAGAACUAAAAGGACAAGUCACUGCUACAGGAUAGUGUACAGACACAUGGAGAAAACACUAACACAGCAGGAAGUGAACGAAAUACAUACACGUAUAGAAGAAGCUUCAAGAAAGAAACUUCACGUUGAAAUCCGAUAAUAAGAUAUUCAUUUUAAACAAGUUGUAGUUGUUAUAUAUAUAAUAGUGUGUUUGGCAGAUAACUGAAAUGUUACUAGCAUAAGGACUAUAGACGUGGUAGUUGGCUCAGAAAUACGUUUCUUUUUUCGUGAGCAAAAACAGUAAAGAUUUUUAUGUUGAUAAUUUUGAAAACAGAGAGUGAAGGUGUAAAGCAGAUUGACUUUUUGAAACAAGAAGAAACCUGAUAACUGAAACAUUAAAUCAUUCUGUAAGCAAAAUGUAUGAACUCUCUCUCUUGUGUCUGUACUAAUGAUGGAUGUUAGAAAGUUUGUACCUGUUAAACUACAGUUCUAAAAUAAUUAUUUCUUACAGCAUCGGGAUUUCUAGUCGUAUAAGUUGUUCUUGUUAACGUUUGAUUGAUCUGUUAAAAUACUGGUAAAGGAACCUAACAUUGUUUAUACACACAUCCUACGGACUGAUGUACUUACUAAACGAAUCUAGCAUUAUUUAUACACACAUCCUACAGACUGAUGUACUUACUAAAGGAACCUAACAUUGUUUAUACACACAUCCUACAGACUGAUGUACUUACUAAAGGAACCUAACAUUGUUUAUACACACAUCCUACAGACUGAUGUACUUACUAAAGGAAUCUAACAUUGUUUAUACACACAUCCUACAGACUGGUGUACUUACUAAAGAAAUCCAGCAUAGUUUAUACACACAUCCUACAGACUGAUGUACUUACUAAAGGAACCUAACAUUGUUUAUACACACAUCCCACAAGUUGGUGCAUUUGCUGAAGAUAUUUUAGUAUUUAUUCUUGGGUUUCUCUCUCAUGUCAGGAGUUACACAAAUUACCCACAACCUUGAAGUUCUUAGAAAUUCGUAACUGUAUCGAUAAUACACAUCUACUGUGGUUUAUUUCUUCGAACGACUCCAAACCCAAUCGUAUUGUGCUUUAGAAACAUUCAAUUUUUAUAUUUUCGUAGUUACAUAAAUAAGAAACAGUCGACUUGAAGAACUAUUUGUGAAAAUUGAAGGAGGGGGGGGGGGUAACCAGGUGAAAACAGGUAAGUAGAUAUCAGUUUUGUGAUGUAAACUUUAAUAUGACUUGUUAUUUAUUCAUUUUAACUUUUAUUUUUUUCGCGGUUUUUUAUUCCAUUUUUUUCGUUUCCUUCCCUCAACCACCUUUUUAAAGUAGUUAGGUAAAUUAAUACGUAGGUACACGAGAUGUGUGUCCUUUUUAAAGUAGUUAGGUAAAUUAAUAAGUAGGUACACGAGAUGUGUGUGUAUAUAUAUUAGGUAACGGUAAUAUUUCUGUAGUUAUAUCUAUAAUAUGGUAUUUAAUAUUAGUUAUAUCGGCAUUAACCGAAAUUUCCUGAAAAGGCUGGUAUUUGAAUUUUUGUAACACAAAGUUAUAUAAACAAUUUUUAUGCGUGCUGGGCGUCCAAGUAGCUCAUUGUUAGGCCUAUUCACGGAAGCCAUGGCACUGGAUCUGUAUUUCAAAAACAGAGUGGGACCUUCCUUCAACUGCGCUUUAGCCUCGAUGGACUCGGUCAUCUCAACUCUUAGCAACUACGACGUCUCAAAACACAGUAAUUUUAAACGCGUGAUACCCCAGUUACGCUACGAUAUUCGUAAUGUCUACGAUCAAAUGCAAGAAGCCAACGCCAUAGCUUCCGACGUGGUACGACAAUCCAAUGAAGAGUUGGAAGAUUUAGUUAAGGAGGAAGGAACUCUAAUGCAAGAGAAGACGAAUAAAGAAGAAGAUGUCGCGGAGCUGAAAAACAUUAUCGAUGGUUUACAAACUGAGAAAAAUGAUAUCGAAAAUAAAGUGGAGGAGAGCAAAAGGGAAGAAAAGGAAGCGAAUCGUCUACUAGAAUCUGCUAGAAACGAGCUACAAGCGAAACGAAAUGAACAAAACGUUGUGCGUGGGGUUGGUGUUGGUCUGUUUGCAAUUCCUGUAGUUGGAUGGAUCGCGGGAGCUGGAUUGGUGGCUCUGAGCUUCACGGCAUUGGAAGAAAAUGUAGCGAGUGCAGUAAAAGCUCGUGACGAUGCUCAGGAUCACGUUAAUUCCACUCAAAGGCAGUUAAAGAAUAACAUUAAAGAACUUGAUGAGAACAA